Molecule: messenger RNA, 610 nt
Organism: Aspergillus uvarum CBS 121591
Lineage: Eukaryota; Fungi; Ascomycota; Eurotiomycetes; Eurotiales; Aspergillaceae
Exons: 1
Coding region: 375-593 (72 amino acids)
Source: RefSeq, a predicted model, not a curated record
GGGAGUUGUCCGGUGAGGCUUGGCAUGAAGACUACGUACUGUACUCAAACCACAACACAACACUCUAAGACAAGCCUUAUGCGCGAGGGGAAGGGAAGCUUGCUUCCAGGUGAGGUAGAGGUCGGUGGCCAUUGUAGGGAUCCCCGCGGUCGGUUUAGAUGGAUGUAAUGAGCUUUAAUUCGGUGGGCCAAAAGGUCACCCUUGCUUGACUGGGAUUGAGUCUCUUGGGGACCCGUGGUCCAGACAUCACAAGAAGCGGUCGGUUGGUUGGUCGGUCAAAUCGGUCGAUAAGAAAGAACAGCACUGGAACCUGGAGGAUUUUCCUCGAUCAUCACGAUCUGGGGGAGGACGAGGACGAGGACGAGGGGCGAGGGAUGAGAGACGGAGAAGCAUCCCGUGCGGGCGGCUACGUGGUGAUGCUGCUGCUGCUGCUUGCUGCUGGUCGUGGUGGUCGUGCUGUUGCUGCCGUCUCGGUACUCCGUAGUAUGCCAUGCAUGCAGGAAGGCAAAGAGGCGAUCAGACGGGAUCCCAUCUGCACGCUCCAAUUAGACAAUGUUUGGGGUUUGGUCAAACUUCACUGCCAUGGUCGCUGAGGGCGGUCGGUCUUUUC